Molecule: messenger RNA, 1641 nt
Organism: Ostrinia nubilalis (European corn borer)
Lineage: Eukaryota; Metazoa; Arthropoda; Insecta; Lepidoptera; Crambidae
Exons: 3
Coding region: 1-1641 (546 amino acids)
Biological process (GO): DNA integration
Molecular function (GO): nucleic acid binding
Source: RefSeq, a predicted model, not a curated record
AUGCUGGCGGCGGGCGUCAUCGAGCCCGUGGACCACUCGGACUGGGCCACGCCUUUAGUACCGGUGAGGAAGGCGGAUGGUGGACUCCGAAUUUGUGCUGAUUACAAAAUAACAUUAAAUCCAGUUUUGUUGGUUGAUAGGUUCCCCUUACCGCGUAUCGAGGACCUCCUGCCUUUAUAUUUAACAUGCGAUGCAAGCGCCCGCGGCAUAGGCGGCGUGCUGACGCAGCGGUCUGCGAGCACAGCUGAUGGCGGGGCGGGGGGCGCGGGCGCGGGGCGGGAGCGGCCCGUUAUCUAUGUGUCCCGCGCGCUCACGGACGCAGAGAAAAAUUAUUCGCAAAUAGAUCGCGAGGCGCUUGCGAUUGUGUUUUGUUUAGGAAAGUUGCAUCAAAAUGAGAUUUAUGAGGAAUUAGGUUGUAUAAUGUGGGGUCACAGGGUAGUCAUACCUGAAAAUUGUAGGAGUAAAGUAUUAUUACAAUUACACGAAUCCCACAUGGGAAUAGUAAAAACAAAAGCGACAGCUCGAAGUUACGUCUGGUGGCCGGGGAUCGACGAGGCGGUGGAGGCGCUGUGCCGCGCGUGCCCGGCGUGCGCGGCGGAGGCGGACGCGCCGCCGCGCCACGCGCCCAGCCCCUGGCCCUGGCCCGCCGCUCCGUGGUCGCGGUUGCACGUAGACUUUUUGGGACCUAUUUUUAAUAAAACCUACCUAGUAAUUAUAGAUGCUAAAACCAAAUGGCUAGAAGUGUUCCAGGUACCGAGCACUGCGGCUACGAGUACUAUUCAUAAACUUUCGGAGUUAUUCGCGCGAUGGGGACUUCCCAAGCAGUUAGUUUCGGACAAUGGGCCCCCUUUUACAAGCAAAGAAUUUUCAGAAUUUUUGCGAGGUUGUGGUAUCGCUCAUUUUUUUACUGCCCCCUAUCACCCGGCUUCGAACGGUGCGGCCGAGAAUGCGGUUCGCACGAUUAAAAAAGUUAUUAAGAAGGCGAUAAGACUAAAUCUCGACGUUCACUUAUUUUUGAAUACUUUCUUAUUACACUACCGUAACACGGAACACUGCACCACAGGAGAAAGUCCUGCGGCGCUCAUGUUAGGUAGACGACUCCGGACCAAAUUAGAUAUCCUAAGACCUAACGUCGAGAACAGAGUCAGUAUAGUGCAGGCGCGUCAGGCAGAGAGUAGGGGACAGCCAGGAGAUAAUCGAGAAUUGCACGCGGGGGAGGAAGUAUGGUAUAGGAACUAUCAAGGUACGACGCGAUGGUUACCAGGGGAGGUAUCGCAGAAAAUAGGAGGUACCGACUAUAAGGUACUAGAUGGGUUAGGGAGAGAGAACCAUAGACAUAUUGAUCAGCUCAAACGUAGGUCAAGGAGUUCACUCAUUUGUCCUAACUCACCCCUGUCAGAUAAACAGGAUGAGAACAGGCUAUCUAUCCCCAGUACCACUAUGAAUGAAGCCGGUCCAGAGGAGACGCGCCCGCCAAGCCAAGAACCAGCGGGAACCACCAGCACCACCCAACCGCCCAGCAACGAGCGCGAGCCGAGCGCCGGCGGCGCCGCGUCCGCGCCCAGCCCGCCUGCGCCCGAGCCGCCCCAGUCCCGACCGAUACGACAGUGUAGGCUCAACCCUCCAAAAUAUAAAUUGUAG